GACGGUUGUUCCCAGCCAGCCGCCGUCGGGGCCCCCAGAGCCCUAGAGUCGCCUAAGGCCGCCAUGCACCGCGCUGAGCGCUGACAGGCCUCCGGGCCCGGCGGGCGGAAUGGAGAGUCGGAGUGUGCCUCCCGGACCUUAUCGGGCCACCAAGCUGGUAAGACAGCGCAGAACGACUAGACCGGCCAACCGCAGCCGUGGCUGCCACCGACUUUACUGGAAUGAAAUUACAACAUCUUUUCGAGCAGGAAUGCCUCUAAGAAAACACAGGCAACACUUUAAAAAAUAUGGCAAUUGUUUUACAGCAGGAGAAGCAGUGGACUGGCUUUAUGACCUAUUAAGAAAUAAUAAUAAUUUUGGUCCUGAAGUUACAAGGCAACAGACAAUCCAAUUGUUAAGAAAAUUUCUUAAAAAUCAUGUAAUUGAAGAUAUCAAAGGCAGAUGGGGAUCAGAAAAUCUUGAUGACAACAGUCAGCUAUUCAGAUUUCCUGCAAAUUCUCCGCUUAAAAGUUUUCCACGAAGGCAUCCAGAAUUGAGAAAAAACAGCAUAGAGAACUUUUCCAAAGAUAAAGAUAGCAUUUUUAAAUUACGAAAUUUAUCUCGUAGAACUCCUAAAAAACCUGGAUUACAUUUCUCUCAGGAAAAUAUAGAGAAAAUGAACCAUGUAAUAAUCAAUGAAGAUCAAGAAAACUCAGUUGAUAAUAGAGAAAUAAGCCCAGAAGAUAUUGAAGAAGUUUGGAGAUAUAUUAUUCUGAUCUACCUGCAAACCAUUUUAGGUGUGUCAUCCCUAGAAGAAGUCAUAAAUCCAAAUCAAGUAGUUCCUCAAUACAUAAUGUACAACAUGACCAAUACAAGUAAACAUGGAAUAGUUAUACUACAAGACAAAUCAGAUGACCUUCCUCACUGGGUAUUAUCUGCCAUGAAGUGCCUGGCAAAUUGGCCAAGAAGUAAUAUGAAUAAUCCAACUUAUGUUGGAUUUGAACGAGAUGUAUUCAGAACAAUAGCAGAUUAUUUUCUAGAUCUCCCUGAACCUCUGCUUACCUUUGAAUAUUAUGAAUUAUUUGUAAGCAUUUUGGUUGUUUGUGGCUACGUCACAGUUUCAGAUAGACCCAGUGGGAUACAUAAAAUCCAAGAUGAUCCACAGUCUUCAAAAAUCCUUCGCUUAAACAAUUUGAAUUCCUUCAAAUCAACUGAGUGUCUUCUUCUCAGUCUGCUUCAUAAAGACAAAAACAAAGAAGAAUCAGAUACUACUAAGAGACUGCAGAUAAGUGAUCAAGGAUUUCAAGAAAAAUGUGCUAAGAAAAUGCAGCUAGUUAAUUUCAAAAAUAGAAGAGCCAGUGCUAAUGACAUAAUGGGAGGAAGUUGUCAUAAUUUAAUAGGCUUAAGUAGUAUGCAUGUUCUAUCCUCUAACGUCAAAUCAAGAUGCUAUUCUUUAGAAGGAAUUGUAGACUUACCAGGGAGUUCAAGUAAAGAGGUCUCCAAUGUCUUCCAUCAAUCUGUUGUGAAUAGAGAAGGACAACAUAAUAAGCAGUUUUUAGAGUCUAAGACCAAACAGGAAUCCCUAAUGAAUCUUCAUUCAGAGGAAAGUACUCAAAAACCACUCUGUGUUGGUUUUAAGAGAACCUCUACUUUGACUGUUCAAGACCAAGAGGAGUUAUGUAUUGGGAAAUGCAAGUCAAAACAGCCUUGUAGAUCUCAGAGUUUACUUUUAAGAAGUAGUACAAGAAGUAAUAGUUAUAUCAAUAUGCCAGUGGCUGAAAUUAUCAUGAAACCAAAUCUUGGACAUCUCAGCACAAGUAUACAAACAGCUAUGGAAAAUGAACUCGGAGAGUCUAGUACCACAAUCAAUAAAAGACUCUGCAAAAGUACAAUAGAAUUUUCAGAAAAUUCUUUACCUCCAGCUUCUUCUGUAUUGACUGGCACACAAAGUUUGCUGCAACCUCAUUUAGAGAGGGUUGCCAUCGAUGCACUACAGUUAUGUUGUUUGUUACUUCCCCCACCAAAUCGUAGAAAGCUUCAACUUUUAAUGCGCAUGAUUUCUCGAAUGAGUCAAAACGUUGAUAUGCCCCAACUUCAUGAUGCAAUGGGUACAAGAUCACUGAUGAUACACACUUUUUCUCGGUGUGUGCUAUGCUGUGCUGAAGAGGUGGAUCUUGAUGAGCUUCUUGCUGCAAGAUUAGUUUCUUUCUUAAUGGAUCAUCACCAGGAAAUUCUUCAAGUACCCUCUUACUUACAGACUGCAGUGGAUAAACAUCUUGACUACUUAAAAAAGGGCUAUAUUAAAAAUCCUGGAGAUGGACUGAUUGUUCCUUUGCCAACAUAUUCAUACUGUAAGCAGAUUAGUGCUCAGGAGUUUGAUGAACAAAAAGUGUCUACCUCACAAGCUGCAAUUGCAGAACUUUUAGAGAAUAUUAUUAAAAACAAGAGUUUGCCUCUAAAGGAGAAAAGGAAAAAACUAAAACAGUUUCAGAAGGAAUAUCCCUUGAUAUAUCAGAAAAGAUUUCCAACCACGGAGAGUGAAGCAGUACUUUUUGGUGACAAACCUACAAUCAAACAACCAAUGCUAAUUUUAAAAAAAACAAAGUUUCGUAGUCUAAGAUACUAACUGUAUUAAAAAUUAUGUAAUACUUAUAGAACUUUGGUGAAUGAAGCCAUACUUAAGAAUUUAGCUACUAAAAAAGGAAGUCUAUUUAUUAAUAAGGUUUUUCUAAAUAAAACACACGUAUGGAGGUACCAAAGUAAUUUUUUAUCAGUGUAAGACUGCUAAGAAAGUAGUGAGUCCCAACUGUGAGCAAAUAACAAAAGCAAUACCAGAUACUUUAACCAGAAACAUUUUUUUUUUUGACACAACAUCUGGAAAAGCUAUUACAGUGUGUGCUAAAAUUUUAUUUACUUGAAUUUUGAAACCUGACAUGUUUAUCAAGAUUAAGCUAUAAUUCUGUUUUUAAAAGAAAUUAACUUAUCUGCACAUGUGCUUAUGAAUAUUAGUUAAAGUACAAGUUAUUUAGGGAUACUCUUAUUUCUAAGAAUAAGAAUGUGAAGAAUAUUGGAAAACUCAGUGAAUUCUCUACUGUUAAAUGCUGCACUCUUUUGUAUACUCUUUUUCUACUUUUGAUCUAUUUAUAUAUGUGUGUUUUUAAAAUAUGUACAUGUAAGUCUUCAGUUGGCUUUAAACAUUUAUCCCGAGUGCUUCGGUCAUUCAACUGUUCAAUAAAUAUCUCUUGCAUUCUUAUGUUCAUGUAUCUACUGGAAGAUAGUGGUGUAAAAGAAGUAUAAAGCAAUCAUGUGUUCAUUCAAAAUAUAUUUGUUUAGCAACUAC
Molecule: messenger RNA, 3319 nt
Organism: Prionailurus viverrinus (fishing cat)
Lineage: Eukaryota; Metazoa; Chordata; Mammalia; Carnivora; Felidae
Gene: DEPDC1
Product: DEP domain containing 1
Exons: 12
Coding region: 110-2605 (831 amino acids)
Biological process (GO): intracellular signal transduction
Cellular component (GO): transcription repressor complex; nucleus
Source: RefSeq, a predicted model, not a curated record